AUGGACGUUUUCUCGAGCGCCAUUGAAAAGGACCCGGAGUUUGCUGAUGCCUACAACAACCGCAGCAUCGCCAAACGGAUCGCAGGUCAAGAUGUUGAGGAUGAUGAGCACUUCGUCGAUGCAUUGACAUUGCACGACAAACAAUGGCACGAGAUGCUGAUGCAGCAGAGAAAGUGGAUGUGCGUCGGCUAUAAUGCUCGUGGAGAACCUGAAGGAAGGAAAGACGCGACUGACGCAGAUUUCCUGAUCUCCUUCGCCAGCCCAGACCGAGUUGAAAUCAAUCGAAUCCUUGCAGAACUGCAGAAGGGCGUCUUCUUCGAAGGGCAGGUCCGACAGGUGACUUUCUGCACGGACAAGUCCUUGGGGAUGGGCGUGCACAUCGCAGAAGAUCAGGUCGCACGUUGGAACCCCAUUUUUUCGGACCUGGACCAGCCCCGGCUGCCCGGAGAAUAUCCAGCCUGGUUCAAGCACUACAAGAAGGCUGCGAAAGAGACCAAACACGGGAUCCUCAUUUUGCAGUUGACCGAGGCAUAUUUGAAGUCCAAGGCGUGCCGUUGGGAGUUUGCGUAUGUACGGGCGCCCGAUCUGGUGCAUGUUUACAUUUCCGGUAGCGGCCCAUCGCCUGGCCAUGGCCGCAUCGUGAAAUGGCAGGAGUUGAUGGACAAUGACGAGUAUUGCAGGCAAUGCUUUGGUGAAGACUUCGGUAGCCUCCUGCCGGACAUCGAUGCAUUCGAAGCAGACAAGGACGCGUUGCGGCAGAUGGACAGGCUCGCAAUCACUGCAAAACUUGCAGAACACCAGGCAUGGUGCGAGUUGCCUUUGCGGCAGCUGGCCUACUCCUUUGCCAGGCAUAAAUUCGGUUGGCACCGCCAAGACGCCAUGCUCAGGGCAGGUAUUUUGGCCACUGUCUAUUUUGAAACUGGCUUGGUGGAAAAGGCUUUUGAAAUGGCGGAGACUUUGUUACACGAUCUGAAAAGAGACUACUCCUUUGUUCAUGCAGCCCUGGUUGCACUCGGAGCGUUCCGAAAUCGGGAGGAACUCGUGGACACGCUUGAAAAAGAGAUCAGCAGUGGGCGGGACCCUUUCCAUAAAGGCCAUGCGUAUGUGCCUAAUCUACUGGUACCAAAGAUGUUGUUGGAUCUGGUCGUCAGCGCAGACAAAGAGGAUUACAGCCAGCAGAAGGAAGUGCUAUGGCAUGCGCUUGGCAUUUUGAAGCAGCUGUAUGGCAUAGAAAAACGUGCAGAUGAGGCGGUAAUGUUGAUGCAUCUCGCCAGUGCUUGUAGAAGCCUGGGGAUGUACGACAGACAGAGGGCUAUACUUGAGAGUGUCCUACAGGAUGCGAAGAAGCAGCACGGAAGUGAAGACCCAAAGGUUGCGGCCAUUUUGUUGAAUCUCAGCAUCGCCCAUAGAGACCUCGGAAACUAUGAGAAACAAAAGGAGCUGUUGGAGCGUGCGCUGCUUAUAGGGAAGAAUGCCCAUGGACAGGACCAUGAACAGGUUGCAGUGACCUUGAUUCAUCUUGGCGAUGCUUACGGAAAUCUUGGGCAAGAUAGGGAGGCAACUAAGCAGUUGAAGGAGGCGCUGGAGAUCAAGCAAAAGCUUUACGGGGAAGAGCACCCCGAGGUCGUGGUGGCUCUGAUGAGUUUGGGCAAAUUGCAUGGAAGGCUGGCAGAGUACGAACAACAGAAAGGCUUCCUGGAGCGUGCGCUCCGCAUCAAUGAGCAGCACUACGGCGAGGAUCAUGCAGAGCUAGUGCCGCUGUUGACCGAUCUCAGCAAUGCUUAUGGCAUGCUACAGAAGGAGCUGCUGGAGCGUGCUCAGCACAUCCAAAAACAUCAUUCCCGCAAAGAGCUUUCAAACCUUGGCAAGCUAUAUGCCACGCUCGGCAUCCUCAACCGACAG
Molecule: messenger RNA, 1902 nt
Organism: Symbiodinium necroappetens
Lineage: Eukaryota; Dinophyceae; Suessiales; Symbiodiniaceae
Source: the annotation of a GenBank genome assembly